Messenger RNA from Stylonychia lemnae, 2664 nucleotides. NCBI's taxonomy places the organism in Eukaryota, Ciliophora, Spirotrichea, Sporadotrichida, Oxytrichidae. The record is from the annotation of a GenBank genome assembly.
AUGAAUGAUAAUAAUUAAAAGGGUCAGACUGUUUAGUUUCGCAGUCUUGGGCAACUGCCACAGACUCUAACACCUAUAGGUGUAACUCCUAAACGAUCUAUUAAACUGGCUAGAAAUAAUAACGGAUAAUAUCAAAAUACAGAGUCACAGAGUUUUGUGGAAACAAUGAAUCACACUAACAUAAAGCAGUCAUUCAGCCCUCUGAAGACCAGUGGCAAUAUUUAAAGCAAUAUUUAAAAUGAACUUGAGUAGACAAGCAAAAUGCAGCCAUCAUACCUUCCUAGUUUAAAGGUUACGACCAAAUCACGGAACGGAAAGGGUGUCUACUCAUUAAAUAACAAUCUCACUAAAUCUACUGAGUUCAACGGAGAAUAAGGGUUAAGAACUCAAGCAUAAUUAGAGUAAAGCUAGAAUUUACCUAUGUAGUCAGUGCAAUCCUAUCAGAAUAUCAAUAAUUAGACUGAAAACCUAACUGCAAGUAUGAUUAAUAGUACUUCUCCAAAUAUUAUGGCUAUUCAAGCAAAGAUCAACAAUAGCACAUAAAUCUUGAACCCUAAUGUGCGUUCUGCAAUGAUGGCAUAGAAUAAUAAGUCUUCUGGUAUCGUAGCUAAACUAGGACAGAGGCAGAUUAAUAACCAAAAUCAAUCGACAGGAGGUGUCAUUAUAAAAAACAGCAAUAAUAUCCUUUCUAAGCACAUCAAUAGCAAAAAUAAUAUGGAUUCAAAUAUAUCUCACAAGAAUAAACUUUUCUUCAGUAGCCAAAUUAAUAAACCAGCAAGAGAUAGCUCAUUAGGCUAGAAUAUUAAUUAAGGCCUUCCUAAUUUUUAAACGAGCAAAGUAUCGACAAAAUCAUUUGGCACCGUUAAAGCUUUUUCAGCCAAUACAAAUGUUGGAUUAGUUAGAUAGUAUAAUGAGGAUAGAAUCGCUAUAAUUCUGAAUGUUAUCCAUCCUACAAACAAGAAACCUGUAGUAGAAAACUGGCCUAACAUUUAGAUAUUUGGAAUAUAUGAUGGUCAUGGAGGGAGUAAAUGCGCUGAGUACUUGAAAGAUAAUCUUCAUAACAAUAUAAUAAAUUUGCCUGAUUUUCCCAAUAAUAUCUAAAAUGCAAUAAGAGUUGGUUCUCAUUCGUGCGAUGAGAAUUUCCUUUCGAUGUUAUAUGAUGAAUAUAAAGCGAAAUUCGCUGAAACAAAGUAAAAAUUAGCAUCUAUAAAUAGAGCUGGAUCUUGUGGAUUAAUGAUAAUGUGCGUAGAUGAGGAUAUAUAUGUAAUAAAUGUCGGUGAUAGUCGAGCUCUGAUGUCAAGGGAUAUGGGUAAGGAUAUAAAAGCAUUGACAAAAGAUCAUAAGCCAAUGGAACCAGGAGAAUACAAUAGAAUUAUAAGUAAUGGAGGAAAGAUAUAUCAAUCUCAGACUGUAUUUAAGGGUAAUAAUCAGACCCCAAUUAUCUAAUAAGUGAAUAUUGAGUAACUUAUAUUAGAUAAAGACCAGGAUCAUGAUAAUCCUUUUGUGGGUCCUUAUAGAGUAGCACCUGGAAGACUAUCUGUCUCGCGUACUUUUGGAGAUAUUGAAGCUAAAUACCCGGACUUAGGUGGGAUGGCUGGAGUUGUUGUGUGUGAUCCAGAUGUGACAUACCUAAGGAAUGGAGGCUAAGAUUUAGAAUUCGUUGUUUUAGGAAGUGAUGGUAUUUUUGACAAACUCAAUAAUGAAAUGAUUGGGGAGAUAGUCUGGGGUGUUAUCAAAGAACAUUAAUUUAACACUUCAGUCAGCAUUCAUCAAAUCUGUGGAAAAGCUGCUGAUGAAAUUUUAAGAGAGGCAGCUCGUCUUAAAACAAUGGAUAAUAUCUCAAUCGUAGUUAUAGCUUUCAGAAAGCUUCACGAAUAUCUUGAAAAGUUAAGAUACAGUUCAGAGUAUACUCCUCAAGGCUAUUAAUAAUAAGAGGCAACUUAAUCAAAUUGGACAACAGACAAGAAAUCUCAAUCUCAAAAAAUGAAUAAUUUGUUCAAAUCGAUUAACGGUAUCCAAGAUACCAAAGCAGAUAUCCAAAAAAUGGAAUAAAUAAGACUAAGGAACCAAUAGGAAUAAUCUAGCGUUCUCAGCUAAAGUAACUAUACCUCAACCACAAUCAAUACAAAUAAGUCUCGAAACAGCCAUCCAUAUGUGCAAUAAUCUACAACUGUAUCCAACAAUAAUACUAGUGCAAAUGGAAGUUUAAAUAAUACUUAGAGCUUUGAGCUAGCAGAUAACAAUGGAUGGAAUUCAGGAAAGAAUAUACCGAGACUUAAAUCUAAGAAUAUUGUUUAUACCAAUACUAGGAAAGAGCAAACCCCUGGAACUACAGGCAACGGAUUUCAUCUACCGCCUAUGUAGACACAGCAUAGCGAUAACACAGCUUUAAGCACUUAGAACAGUCAUUUCACAGAAAGUCUAGGGAAUCGUAUAUAGAUAGGAUUAGCUGGUAAAACUCCUUAACAGACUUUAAAUCAACAGUUAUAAAUAAGGUAGUAGAAAAAUAUCACUGAUAAGCGAAAUUCUCAUGAUAACACAAGCAGCAAUCAAGGCGGAGCGUUAAAUUCAGGAUAUUCAAUUUUAAUGGCUAUAAAUAGAGAUAAUAAUAAAAUUCCUAAGACUCUUAAUAACAAUAACCCUAAUAAUAACAAUAACAUUUGA